Dicrocoelium dendriticum is the source of this 717-nucleotide messenger RNA. NCBI's taxonomy places the organism in Eukaryota, Metazoa, Platyhelminthes, Trematoda, Plagiorchiida, Dicrocoeliidae. The record is from the annotation of a GenBank genome assembly.
AUGCACUGUCGUGUGGAAUUCAUUGAAGAAUCGGUUACAAAUCCUUCGAGCUUCCUAGCAAAACUGAACUUGCUGAUGCCAGCAGAAAUGGGCGACAAGUCGAUAACAGAAUUGACGAACCUGAAGGUCGCAAAAAACUUGAAGAAGCCUAGGGAAAACUGCAUUUUCCCUGUACAAAUACGACAGGAAGCUGCCUUCUAUGUGCCUUCGCGCGCGCCUCUGACUGGAAAACCCUUCGAAUUUACAGUGAUAUUUAAGAAACUACAUAUCCCGAAGCAGAAGUACGAACAAUUAAACAACACAGAUAUUUGCCACGGACUCAUGAACCUAUCCGCCGGAAUAAUAACAAAUUGCACCAACAUCAGAUCUGGGAAUGUAUACGUUAUUGCUUCUGUUCAAAGCGGCCUAACUGAAGGCUCUGUCUACGAAGCGCAACUUCAGCUUAUGGUCCAGCUAAACGCAAAGACUCCAAAUGCGUGCUCGUUCAAUGUGGUGCCCAAGACGAUCUCCAAGGGUUACUAGACAAAAUACGGAAACUUACUUUGCUAUAAACGACUGCUUAAACGAACAGGUGUGAAAAGAACUACUUUUGCUCAAACUUUUAAUUGUUAAGGCGUUACUCGCAAUUUGUCAUAAAUGUAACCAUUACUCUCCCCGUCAAUAUGCAUGUGACACAUUAGCUGCGAAUGCUUGGGGAAAAUGAAGCUCAUAUAUACA